UAUGCUUUCUGAACAGCACCCAAGAUCUAAUGUGCAGGGUAGGGUUUGGAUGACUGAUUUAGUGGCUGCUCUCCAUUUUUUUUUUUUACCCCUUUGGUGCAUGCACCAGUGGCUCAGAAGGGUCUGGGCCCCAAGAAGGUUUUACAGUUUUACAUAUUUUUUAAAUUAAUUGGAUCACUCGACAUGACAGGCUUCAACGUCUGAGGCCUUACAAGAGGUCCGGGUCUUGGCAGGAACGCUACUUUCUCAUUGGGACGCUAAUAGAAGAGACAGUUCUCACUUUCCAUUGGAAAACUACUUCUGAUUACCUCUUAAGAUUAGGAUUUCACCAUAUCACGGCAGAUAUGGAAGCACGGACCUCUACCACCACCACCACUGUCCUUGAGAGCAAAGGAGGUGAGUCGAGUGCUCCAGCUACACGAGUGUCCAAACGCACCAUGAUGGAUGAUCUGUACACCACCUUCAGCUCCCCCGUGGCCUGGGUACUGGUCCUGGCCCUCAUCAUUACCUGGUCUGCAGUUGCCAUCAUUGUUUUUGACCUUGUGGACACUAAGAGCCUGGAAGCCCAUACAUUAUACUGUGAUGACCCCUGUUUGCCACCUGGACCUCAGGCGGCGCGUGCCAGGAAAGCCUUCAAGGAGGCAGGCGGCCUUAGAGGAGGUAUUCAGCACAUGAGCAGAGAACCUAUGAAGGCAGUGCAUGGAGCCAUGGAUGAAUCCAACAGCUGGAUGAAUGCGAUCUUGACCUUUAUGACUAAUUUGGUAACACCGGAGGAGGAGGAAGAAGAAGUGGAAUGGCAAGCAGUGAAGAAGAAAGGAGAAUUCCUACCAGCAAGAAAAAAAGUUGCAGCGCUGCAGGCAAAAGAAAUCAUUCAGAAGGAGGAAGACGAGAAGAAGCUGAAGGAAGAGGAAGAGGAGGAUGAAGAACAGGAGGAGGAAGACGAGGAACCUUCUGCAGUGAAGGAGACAGGGGAGAAAAGAGAAAAGGAUGAAGAUGAAGAAGAGGAGGAGGAGGAGGUAGAGGAGGAGAAAGAUGAAGAGGAUGAGGAAGACGAGGAGGCUGAUGCAAAGGCUGACAGAGUUGAGGAUGAGCAUCAAGUCAAGGCAGAAAAAGAGAAAGAAGAGAAAAAAGCAAAGCCUACCAAAAAGCCUGAGGUAGACCCAAAAGAAAAGAAGAAGAAAAAUGAAGAAAAAGAGGUAGAUGAGGAUGAGGAAGAAAAGCUAAAGCCUGAAGCAGGUGUAGAAAGGAAGGAAAAGAAAGAAAAGGAGAAAGCGGAGAAGGAGAAGAAAGAAAAGGAGAAAGGGGAGAAGGAAAAGAAAGAAAAGGUGAAAGGGGGGAAGGAAAAGAAAGAAAAGGAGAAAGAGGAGAAGGAAAAGAAAGAAAAAGAGGCAGAGGAGGGGGAGGAAAAGCCUGAAAUAGAUGCAGUGAAAAAGGAAAAGAAAGAAAAGGUGAAAGGGGACAAAGAAAAGAAAGAAAAGGAGAAGGAGAAGAAAGAAAAAGAGGCACAGGAGGAGAAGGAAGAGGAAAAGCUUGAUGUAGUUGCAGUGAAGGAGGAAAAGAAAGAAAAGGAGAAAGAGGAGAAGGAGAAGAAAGAAAAAGAGGUAGACAAGGAGGUAAAGGAGGAGGAGGAAAAGCCUGAUAUAGUUGCAGUGAAGAAGAAAAAGAAAGAGGGAGCCGACAAAACAAAAGAGGAUAAAACGGCUGCUUUUAAGGAAGAUGCUGAAGAACAGAGAGCAGCAGCAGACCAAACAGACACAGCAACAGAAAUAGAUGCUGAUGAAGAUGUUGGAGAGGAGGAUAAGGAUGCUGACAAGAUCUCUGAAUUUGAAGAAGAGAAAAAAGCAGCAACAGAGCCUGUUGAUGUGGCAACAAAACAAGAAGCAGCAGAACCUGCUGAUGAAGAUGAAGAAGAAAAAGAGGCAGACAAGGAAGAGGAAGUCAUCACUGAUGAUGUUGCUACCUCUGAAGAAAGUAAAGAUGAUAGUGAUGAUGAUGAAGAAGAAGAAGCACUAACAGUUCCAACAGCUGACAAAAAAGAUGAUGGAGAUGAAAAACCUGCUAAAGUCAUUGAUGACAAAAUAGCUCAUGAAAAAGAUGAGAAACAUGAGGAAGAUCUCAAAGACACAGCUAAAGUGGACACUGCAGAAGAGAGCGAUGACGACCAAAAAGACAAAGAUGACCAAAUUGAAGAGAAGGUGGAGGAAGAUGCUCUGAAGGCUGAGCAGGAAACCAGAGAUGAUACAACACUCAUUGCUUCUGCAACACUACAAACUGACACCAAAAAACUAGAGGACGAGGCAGUGAAGGAGGCUGAAGUGGAAAAAAAGGAGGAUGUAAAAGCUGACGAUGAGGAAACAUCAAAACCAGUGACUAAAGAUAAACAAAAAGAAUCCACAACCUGUGUGUGUAUGCAGCCGUCACAACCCAUAGUGCCUCAAAUACAAGAUAAGCCCGAGGAGGAAAAAGAGGAAGUAAAAAAGGAGCCAGAACAAAAAAACGAUCAAGCUGUGAAGCAGAUGGUGGAUUCUGAGUUACCGCAAAAAAAAGAAGGUGUUGACGUCGUGGUCCCACUGCAGGAACUCCCAGCAUGUCGCCCAACACCGGUGUACUGCCCAGCUCCGCCCGGCUGGUACGUGCAUCACAUAGUCACAGAUAGUCCAUUACCACCGACGCCUGUGCGAGAGGCUCAAUUUGCUGCAAUAGCAACUCAUGCAGUCACGCUUCAAAGACAAGAUGCUGACCAAGAGAAACCGAAGCAAGCAACAAUAAAGAAAGAGUCUCCUGUUAAGAAGAGAAAAGUAAUGCCUACGAAGAAAGCUACUGUCUCAAAAAUAUUGAAAACAAAGGCACCUGAGGACAAAGUAAAAAUUCAGAAAAGGAAAGGUCGUGUGACUCCCAGAGAGAAGCUCAGACUGAUCCCCCAUAGGCGAGAAGUACCAAAGCUGACCAAACCCAUCAGAUCAGCCGGACCUGUAAAAAGGAAGGCCAAAGUUGUGGAGAAAGGAAAAGAAGAGAGGAAAGGAGUCAAGGAUGGGAAGCCUACAGUUGACGAAAAAAACAAAAGCAAGCCAACGAAAGUAAAACGAGCCGCACUUCCAGCAAAAGUGGCUAGAAUCAUGGCUGUAAAAGGUAAAAAAGACAGAAGAGCUGCCAAACCAGGUCACAAGGAGAUAAAAUCUACCAUCAAAUCAGCUCCAGAAGAAACAGAAGUUACCAACAAACCUGCUCCAGAAGAGAAAGGAACUGAUUCAGAAGAAAAAACAGCUGGUCCACCCGCACCAACAAAAGAAUCCAAAGUUGAAGAAAAUAUUACAGAAGGGAAGAAGCCAGGCAAGAUCCCAUACUUCCAGUGUGUGCUAGUGGGUGGAAAAGCCAGCCAAUAUCCAUUACGUCCAUUAUCUCCUGCUACGACUCCUGCUAUUAACCCGGCCAUGAUGAGAGCCAUGAUGGAGCAGAGAGCCAGCGUGCUAGAGCAGAAAGCCCGGCCAGCAGGGCAGUAACUCAGAAAAGCAGAAUUUUGUGAAAUUCUAAGUUGAUGCUGAUGCUCUCACACUGCUGCUAGUCUCUUUAUCAAACUCUGAUGUAAGACUAAACACCUGAGAGACUUUUUUUUUCUUCUUUUAAUUCUUGUCUUAUGGGUUUUAUAGCCAAUAAACUAUUCCUUUAUAAAUGGCCAUAACAGUUAAUCCAUGGACAUCGGUAAAGAAAUGAUUAAUGACAAAGCCGGUGCAGUGUUUACAUGACAGUAUAGUACACGAAAACACUCAUGCACUUAGAAUUACACGACAUGUCAUAUACAUAUUUCAUAUAAUGUUUAACGGUAAUAUUUUUCAGUAACAUUCAGGGCUGAGUUUCCAGAAAGCAUCACAACUAAAUGGUAGAGCGAGCAUCACGACGAAUUCUCGUUUAAUCGACCAGUUAAAAUGAUCUUAAAUUUACAAUGCUUUUGGGAAACUGCCUCCAGAUCUGUUUACAUUUGAAGAAACCUCGUUUGAAGAGUCGACAUCAGACUCUAUUAGAGAGGAUUACAUUUAGACUUGAAAAUGUACAACUCAACUAUAUGCUCUAUGAAUAUUUAUUUACUUAUUUACCUAGGCAUUUACAGUAAUGCAUUAGAGAGGCAUAAUAAAUGUGUUAUUGCUUUGCCUGAUAUCCCCAUAUCUGUAUAAAGUGGAGAUUUUAUCUCUUGCCACAGGCCGUUUCCUUUAUGUCACUGUAAUAUGAUCAGGUAAAGAGUUCCUGUAACAUUUAUCACAUUUCACAAUAUUACCGGAGAUAAUAUUUAUGAAAAUAAAUAUAGGCCAGACGAAAUCCUGAGUAAAAUCAGUUGGGUUUUAGCCUGGUUAAAGGUCUUCAGUAGUUCUUCAGAUAUUCUUCAGUUAUUCAUCUUAAUACAUAUUGCGCAAUAACUACAGUAAAUUAAUCAGUAAAGUACUGUAAAUUAAACUAUGUUCAAAGUAAUAACAAAACUGCGUAGUAACAAGAGUGAAGAUUAUUAAGUCCGAUUGAGUCUAAAGAACAUGUAGAGGAUAUACAGAAUGUGCCUGUGUUAAACAUUUAUUUUGUAUUUUAAUUGUUGAUAAUUUGGUAACGCUUCCUACGUAAAGCCAUUUAUGUGUUACAUAGCAUCCGUGACAUUCGUUAUGGAUGUAUACUUAGGAGAUGAUGUAGUCUGACUGCUCUUCUUCUCUGCAAUCACGUGGGAUCGUCACGUGGUAACGCGGUGCAGUAAUGUGAGCAUUUUCAAAACGUGGAAAGUCUCUGUAUUCGCAGUAUCUUAAAGCAUUUACAGUGUAAUACUAUCCGCAUUUUGAAAAUACCUGUGCUACUUUAGCAUGUUAGCGUGCGACGUGACUCGGAAGCCCAUUUUUGUUUGUGGACAAGAAAAGACGUUUCAUGAGUCUAAUCACAUGUUGUUAAAAACACAAACCUUACGUAUGAAGUGGUCAAUAUGUAAAGAAAAAGACACAAAAUUAUUUAUUAAAUAUCAAUCAUAUUCAAAUAGCAUAUCGGUAUAGGUUAGUUUGACUAAAAUGUAUAUCAAACAGAGCAUUAAUAUGCAUUUAAUAAUGGCGUCAUAUGAGCAAUUAUACCUGUGCCUGACUGUGUUAGGAACUAUAAAGUAUUCCAGAUGUCAUAUAACACAUUAUUAAUGCAUUGAUAAUCACUAUGACUACACGAUCAAAAAGGAACUCUAACAUAUUUAAUAAUAAACUAGAAUACAUCAUAUAAAAGAAGAUGUGUAGGAAGAAGUCGUCUUACAAUAUGCCUUCUAUACAACAUCACUUUAAAUAAGAAAACAUGUAGUAGAAGGUGUUUUGACUUAUUAUGACCAAUAGAUUAUAGACAAUUUAAAUACAGUGGUAUGAUGUUAGCACAUUGUUUCCAUCAGCACUGUCACACCUGGAACAUCGUCCACCAUGUGUGAGAUUUUUUUUUUUUUUUUUUUUAAAAGAAAGAAAAAUCCAGGAGUGGCUUUAAACUUGAUUAUUCUUUUAUUGUCUUAUUUAAGAAUUGACUUCCUGUCUAUAUAUAGAAGGGGUCAAUGAACUCAAAAUAUCAGCUUGCAUGUUGAAGGAAUUUUCAUUAUCACGUGGAUGGAACAAAAUGCUGUAAUCAUGUGCACGUUGUAUGACUUCAUAUGGAUACAGCAGCACUAAUAUCGGACGUAAAUGUAAACGAAGGUUUGGAUAAUAACUGAGCCAGUGUGCUGUAACAGCAUGACUGAGAGGAGGAAAGUAGGCCACAGGAAUAAUCUCACUGCUGUGUGCUGUUUUCUCCUCCUGAGCUCUCAGGAUGAUGGCUGAGCUUUAGGAAUUCCAGCCAUGUUUCUCUGAUUGAACGGAGAUAUCAGUGAAAAGCUUUGGUUUUUAGGCAAAUGAUUUAAGUUCUGAGGACAUAUAAUUUUUUUUUGUCUGAAUGUACAAUAAUUGUAAUUUUGUGUUUAUGCUGUUAUAUAGUGAGCAGUGCUAUCAUUAAUUGACUUGGGGAUACUCAGGAUUUCAUUUAGCAGGGAUAGCAUUCAAUAUUUGCUGCUUUAGUAUUUGUUUUAAUUUUUUUUUCUUUGCUAGAUAAUUAUUUUGCUGUAGAUAUAUCUCGUCAAAGGCACAUUAUGGAUUGAUGCUGAACCUGAACAAUUUUGUUGCCCUGAUGCCUUUUCUUCUUGAUGUAAACCAUUAAUAUAUUCAGGGGAACUCUGAUUAGAUUAAAUUGUUUCAGAAAUGGCCAGAUUAUCCAGUCAAGGUUGGUCUAUUGUAAUGUAAUGUAAUACAGAAAGAACGACUUAAUAGGAUUAAGGAUUUCAAAUGUGUCACUAAUUUUGGUAAAUCAUUGUAAAGAGAGAUGUGAGGUGUGUUUCAAUAAAAUGUAUAAAAAUGGACAAAUAUCGUUGGUAAAUUACUGAUACUGUUUACAUGACUUGGUUUUCAAGUUUCAGAACAUACAAUUUAAUAAUAUAGUAUUGUAAUAAAUAUAUACACUACAUAUUCAGUAUCAGCUUGCACAACAGUCUCUAGAGUUUACACAGAAUGGUGCGAAAAACAAAAAAGAGCGUAAUUGUGCACAGUAAGUGGACAGAAACAGAAGCACCUUAUUGAUGAGAGAGGCCAGACUGGUUUGAAAAUGACCUGAAUGUUUGAUAUGAACUUUUCCUGAAGCUCUUGACCUGUAUCUGUGUGAUUUCAUGUAUUAGUCUGCUGCAAUAUGAUUGGCUGAUUAUGUAACUGCAUAAAUGAUCAGGUGUAUAGGUAUUCCUAAUUAACUGUUAGGUGUGUAUAUUAAAUAUUAAGUAUA
Molecule: messenger RNA, 6792 nt
Organism: Ictalurus punctatus (channel catfish)
Lineage: Eukaryota; Metazoa; Chordata; Actinopteri; Siluriformes; Ictaluridae
Gene: trdn
Product: triadin
Exons: 29
Coding region: 345-3500 (1051 amino acids)
Cellular component (GO): sarcoplasmic reticulum; membrane
Molecular function (GO): signaling receptor binding
Source: RefSeq, a predicted model, not a curated record